This is a messenger RNA of Penicillium angulare, 225 nucleotides long. RefSeq lists its product as uncharacterized. The transcript is spliced from 2 exons. Bases 1 to 225 code for a protein of 74 amino acids. The record is from RefSeq and is a predicted model, not a curated record. NCBI's taxonomy places the organism in Eukaryota, Fungi, Ascomycota, Eurotiomycetes, Eurotiales, Aspergillaceae.
AUGGAAUGCCCCAUUACCACAGAGGGAGACUAUAUGAACUCCCAUGCGACAGGAUCUCCGAUUAGCGAUGACGAUAGCCAGCCAGCGGAAAGGCCUGUUGUUAUGCUAGUCGCCAACGGCAUGCGGUACCACACACAGCAGUCUGUCAUAGAGGACUUGCAGCUGCCCUUGCGCGCUACUCGGCCGGCCUUCCCAGCCCUCCUUGUCAUUGCUUUCUCCUCAUAG